GUAUGUGUCCCUCAUGCAUCACCAGCCCCAGCCACAGCACCCAAGUUUCGAAAACUUCAACACCACGAAUAUUUUCUUCAUGGCCUAUGCCGGGAGCCUGUGUUCCGACAUGACUGCUGAGGAAAAGGAUAUUCACAGAACUUGCUACUCGAGUCUCAUUGACAAACCCAAACUGGAGGCUGUCCUGACCCAACUUCCUGAAUUCAGUAAGGACUUCUCGUGCCCAAAGGAUUCCUACCACUUCCCCAAACGGUUAUGUGCCCAAUUCCACUGACUAUUAAAGUAUUCUUAUAUCCAGCAUAGGUUUUG
Molecule: messenger RNA, 309 nt
Organism: Penaeus chinensis
Lineage: Eukaryota; Metazoa; Arthropoda; Malacostraca; Decapoda; Penaeidae
Product: neprilysin-21-like
Exons: 3
Coding region: 14-274 (86 amino acids)
Biological process (GO): proteolysis
Molecular function (GO): metalloendopeptidase activity
Source: RefSeq, a predicted model, not a curated record